Messenger RNA from Hirsutella rhossiliensis, 1068 nucleotides. Its product is annotated as Ribonuclease H-like protein. The record is from RefSeq and is a predicted model, not a curated record. Bases 1 to 1068 code for a protein of 355 amino acids. The transcript has a single exon. NCBI's taxonomy places the organism in Eukaryota, Fungi, Ascomycota, Sordariomycetes, Hypocreales, Ophiocordycipitaceae.
AUGGCACCCAACCCCGCGGACCAGGCGCGACUGCCGCCCCAGGAACAAGAGCCGAUGACUCCACGAACGCUUCAGGAGCCAGAAGCGCUCCUCCGGCAGGCCCCACGCGCGGGUCUUGCCGAAUUACUGUUGCCACGACGCGCACAGCAACCCGACGACUCUCCAUUCGGCUCCACGAACAGCGACAAUGCCCACACCGACACCGACCAGCUAGAUGCUGUAAUGGGAGACGCAGCAGACGAAACCGAGACCGACGAGCCGGACGACCUGCCCGAGGCUCAAGGCCCAGCAGUAACGGUUGCCCACGCGGCAGAGAGACUUAUCGCCAACCAGAUGGAAGCACAACAGGCAAAGCUGGCCGUCUUCCGCGCAUUCUGCACCGCCUUCGACAAGACGGCUGCCCAGUUCAACUCGGGCCACGAGCUCAGCUUCGCGAAGGAAUUCUCGCGCGGCUUCAUUAGCUACUGGGACGACGCGCUCAACGGCGCGCCCACACGCGCCGGUCAGAAUGUCAACAACCGCCACGGCAGAGACGGGACCGCACCGACCUACGCCGCUAUGGCCCAGAAGGGGAUGGCACAGACAAGGGCUCCCCUGCCGGCACGCCUCGGCCCGAAGCCCCGGAAGGCGCCUCCGGUCCAGCCGCCUAAAGAUGACCUGCGUGUCUUUGUGCGGCUCGACGACAAGUCCCCAGCAUGGGGCUAUCAGGGGCAUGCCAUCAGAGCUCACGUAGCUAAGACUCUCAACCUAGGGACAGAACGCAUGCCACAGAUCGCCCGGGUUAAGACUGGAUGGGCUAUACGGGCCUCAGACCGGGAGGCGAGGGACCUACUUGUGGAACGGCAGGACGACUGGGCGGCCCGCCUCGGGGCCGUGGCGGUUGAAGGCUUCCAGAAGUGGCACACGUACGCUGUGGCCGACUGCCCCAGGCAGCUCACGGAUAUCUGGGGGGCCGCCGUGGACUAUGACCAAGCUAUCAAAGAAGAGAUCAAGCUCCAGACAGGUGCCGAACCAAUUGAUGUGCACAUUGCUAGAGAUACUCCGAAAGCUCCGACCAGCCCACUGUGA